UGCCAUGAAAUACAUUGCCCAGUUGACAUCUAGCACAGUUUCUGAACAUAUUACUGUAUCAUUUUUAACCACUGUCAACUUGAUGUUUUACCGAAACUACAAUAGUAAAUAGUAACAAAAUUUAAGUGUUCGGAUUUGGUAUGAUGUGCGAUAUGAAUUAUUCUAAAUUCAGUGAUUUAAUAGCAAAAUUGGAAGUGGAUGAAGCAGAGAAUCCAGAUUUUGAUGUCGGCCUUUACAUACGACUGAUGGCAUUGUACAUGUACGAGGAUAACUUGCAUGCUGCAAAUUUUCUUUGGAAACGUAUUCCAGAACCAAUCAAAGAAAAUGAAGAUUUGCAGCGUACUUAUCUCAUGUUAGUGAGCCUUCUUAGUGGUAAUACAGGUGAAUUUUUUAAAACUGUAACACAUGCUUGGACACCUGAUUUAGCGAAUAUCAUGGAAGAUUUGUUAAUUAAAAAGCGAGAAAAUGUUUUUAAAUUGAUUUCACGCUCCUAUAAUGGAAUUUACGAACAAAAUUUAAUGGAACUUGUACAAAUGCCACGUGAUAGACUGAACGAAACCUGCAAUGCACUUGGUUGGGUAUAUGAAAGAGAAGGGCAACAGUUUAUCAUACGGCCAAAAGUAAUGCCCAGUGUCCACACCGAUUAUAGCGAUACAUAUGAUCGUUUCUAUUAUCUCACAGAAUUUGUUUCAUAUUUAGAAAAUUAAGAUCAUUUUUAUAAGUUUGAAAUGCUAAAGUAAAUGUUUGUUUAUAUAUAAUAUUUUAUUUUAAAAC
Molecule: messenger RNA, 774 nt
Organism: Teleopsis dalmanni
Lineage: Eukaryota; Metazoa; Arthropoda; Insecta; Diptera; Diopsidae
Gene: CSN8
Product: COP9 signalosome complex subunit 8
Exons: 4
Coding region: 141-707 (188 amino acids)
Biological process (GO): COP9 signalosome assembly; protein deneddylation
Cellular component (GO): COP9 signalosome
Source: RefSeq, a predicted model, not a curated record